Molecule: messenger RNA, 303 nt
Organism: Penicillium daleae
Lineage: Eukaryota; Fungi; Ascomycota; Eurotiomycetes; Eurotiales; Aspergillaceae
Exons: 2
Coding region: 1-303 (100 amino acids)
Source: RefSeq, a predicted model, not a curated record
AUGAGAUACUUCUUCGCUCUCCCCGUCCUGGCUGUUUCAGCCCUUGCCAUGCCCACCAAUGAUGGCCGCAAGGGAGGUGAGGAGCCCUCCGCCCCGGAGACUGUCUGCGAAAGCCACCAAACUGUCGUGUGUAGCGGCAACGGCAACGGUGGUCUGCUCUCCCUGGGUAACAUCCUUUCUGGCGCCCUCGGCAAGAGCUGCUCCGGCGGCGAUGUCUACUGCUGCUCACAGAAGGACGUGGAGCAGUCUGGUCUGAUCAACAUUGAUCUCAACUUGCAGUGCAGCUUGAACCACCUUCUUUAA